This is a messenger RNA of Myotis myotis, 4844 nucleotides long. It is a transcript of the gene HAS3, whose product is annotated as hyaluronan synthase 3. Lineage: Eukaryota; Metazoa; Chordata; Mammalia; Chiroptera; Vespertilionidae. Gene Ontology annotation, biological process: hyaluronan biosynthetic process; extracellular matrix assembly. Bases 639 to 2300 code for a protein of 553 amino acids. The transcript has 4 exons. The record is from RefSeq and is a predicted model, not a curated record. Gene Ontology annotation, molecular function: hyaluronan synthase activity.
UUAGGACUUCUGACAGGAGCAGCUUGUAGACUGUAAAUCAGGUUCCUAUAAAUCUGUGGCAGCUUGGGAGGAAGUGGAAAUCAUCUCAGGUGUGCUUGAAGGACACGUACAUUUACUUCCUACUAGUCUUUAAUUAUAGUUUCUCGGAGAUUGAGAAACUUGGUGUGUUCAGCUGGUUCUAAACUUCCUCUGCUAACAAGUCCCUACCUCUCCCCAACCCCACCCCACCUCACCCAAGUCUAGCACCAGAUUUUAGGGACCUGGAAGGCCCCGAGAUAAGGUCAGUUGGGAAUUUAGGGGGUCAUGGGUGUCGGAAAUAACAGGGGAGGAGGAACUGGUUUUGGCUUUAAGACGCUGGAACUUGGGAGGUUUUUACAAGACUAUUUGCAUCUUUUGCAAACAACCUUAAAGUCAUUAGCGCCCCACUGCGGAAUUCAAAGCUAAACUUGUCAUAAUUGUUAACACCUUCUUUGACCAUUUGACAAUUAUUCGCCUCUGCGCCUUUUAUUUAUGUAUUUUUAUUUAUUUAUUUUUUGCCGGCAGGAAGGUUCCUCUGUCUUGGUUUUAGGGAGCACCCUAUACGGGGAACAGCCCCUUCGCGUGCAGAAGUCAGGGGAAGAUUGCUACCGGCUGGCAGGAUGCCGGUGCAGCUGACAACAGCCCUGCGUGUGGUGGGCACCAGCCUGUUUGCCCUGGCAGUGCUCGGUGGCAUCCUGGCAGCUUACGUGACAGGCUACCAGUUCAUCCACACAGAAAAGCACUACCUGUCCUUCGGCCUGUACGGCGCCAUCCUGGGCCUGCACCUGCUCACCCAGAGCCUGUUUGCCUUCCUGGAGCACCGGCACAUGAGGCGGGCAGGCCGGCCGCUGAAGCUGCCCUCCCAGCCGCGGCGCUCAGUGGCACUCUGCAUCGCUGCCUACCAGGAGGACCCCGACUACCUGCGCAAGUGUCUGCGCUCAGCCCAGCGCAUCGCCUUCCCCAACCUUAAGGUGGUCAUGGUGGUGGACGGCAAUCGGCAGGAGGAUGCCUACAUGCUGGACAUCUUCCAUGAGGUGCUGGGCGGCACUGAGCAAGCUGGCUUCUUUGUGUGGCGCAGCAACUUCCAUGAGGCGGGUGAGGGUGAGACGGAGGCCAGCCUGCAGGCGGGUAUGGACCGUGUGCGGGACGUGGUGCGCGCCAGCACCUUCUCAUGCAUCAUGCAGAAGUGGGGAGGCAAGCGAGAGGUCAUGUACACAGCUUUCAAGGCCCUUGGCGAUUCGGUGGACUACAUUCAGGUGUGUGACUCUGACACUGUCCUGGAUCCAGCCUGCACCAUUGAGAUGCUUCGAGUCCUAGAGGAGGACCCCCAAGUAGGAGGAGUCGGGGGAGAUGUCCAAAUCCUCAACAAGUAUGACUCAUGGAUCUCCUUCCUGAGCAGUGUGCGGUACUGGAUGGCCUUCAACGUGGAGCGGGCCUGCCAGUCCUACUUUGGCUGUGUGCAGUGUAUUAGUGGGCCGUUGGGCAUGUACCGCAACAGCCUCCUCCAGCAAUUCCUGGAAGAUUGGUACCAUCAGAAGUUUCUAGGCAGCAAGUGCAGCUUUGGGGAUGACCGGCACCUCACCAACCGAGUCCUGAGCCUGGGCUACAGGACUAAGUAUACAGCGCGCUCCAAGUGCCUCACAGAAACCCCCACCAAGUACCUCCGGUGGCUCAACCAGCAGACCCGCUGGAGCAAGUCUUACUUCCGGGAGUGGCUCUACAACUCUCUGUGGUUCCAUAAGCACCACCUCUGGAUGACCUACGAAUCAGUGGUCACAGGGUUCUUCCCCUUCUUCCUCAUAGCCACAGUCAUACAGCUUUUCUACCGUGGCCGCAUCUGGAACAUUCUCCUCUUCCUGCUGACGGUGCAGCUGGUGGGCAUUAUCAAGGCUACCUAUGCCUGCUUCCUUCGGGGCAAUGCAGAGAUGAUCUUCAUGUCCCUGUACUCCCUUCUCUAUAUGUCCAGCCUCCUGCCAGCCAAGAUCUUUGCCAUUGCUACCAUCAACAAAUCCGGCUGGGGCACCUCUGGCCGAAAAACCAUUGUGGUGAACUUCAUUGGCCUCAUCCCUGUGUCCAUCUGGGUGGCAGUCCUUCUGGGAGGACUGGCAUACACAGCUUAUUGCCAGGAUCUGUUCAGUGAGACGGAGCUAGCCUUCCUUGUCUCUGGGGCCAUCCUGUAUGGCUGCUAUUGGGUGGCCCUUCUCAUGUUGUAUCUGGCCAUUAUUGCCCGGCGAUGUGGGAAGAAGCCAGAGCAGUAUAGCUUAGCUUUUGCUGAGGUGUGACAUAACCCUCAAGCAGAGCCGGAAAAGUGCAAUGGGUAAGGGAGGGAAGGGGAAUGGAAGAGAAAAGAUGGGGUGGGAGGGAGGAGGGAAUGCUGUUUUAGUUUCUUAAGGGUCCAAAGGACAAAUCUGAAGUGCAAAGAAAGGUGACUGUAGUAUGGCCCUGGGCUGUUUUGCUUAGGGAAGGCAACACCAAUUCCAGCUCAGGGUGGUAGAGGAGACAUGUUUUCAGGCUGCCUGUCUGCUACACGGUGGUCUCUGGGAAAGAUUCCACUCCUGCCCCAGGAUCCAGAGGGAACUCAGAAGUGUGUUAAAUCAAACAAUAAGUUCCAAUCAGUAGCAACUUCUGAUAGGUAAGUGAGCAAAGCCAGCUGUGGGAAGGGGUUCUCUUAGCCCAUUUGAACACAACCAGAGGUGGGGAGAGAAUUUGAGAUCUGGGCCAGCUAGUAAUGUCUCCCCCCUCCAUCGAGUUAUCAAUGCAAUAAGAUUGUGCCUGAGAUACAAGGCCCAGAAGCCUGAUCUCUGGGCAUCAGAAAACAGGGUACAGGAAUGGUGCUUUAUUAUGUGUACCCCAUUCCACAUCUCAAGGAUGAGCCAAACUAGCAGGGAGUUAGCAUUGAACUGCUUUAAGUGUACAUAAAUGUGAAUGUUAAAAGGGAAAACUUGCCAGGAGGAACAAAGGUUGGUAGUGGUGCUCAAGGCUAUGGGCUAUAUGGAGGCCUAUAUAGAUUCCACCUGGAAACUGCCUAGACAUCUAGAUGAACUUGUCUGCUGAGGAGAGAAAAUGUUUCAGUCAUCUACCAGGGAGAUUAAACCCCAACAUACUAAGAAAGGAAGUGAGGGCUCAGUAUUUCAACCUGUGUACUCCUGAAGUCCUCUUAAAUUCAGCUGAGUCCUAAGAUGGCCACCUCACUGAUUUCAAGUGAUGUAGUCACCUCUUUGCCCUCCUCCUCAUCAGGUAAGUUUCUCAAGGUGGCAAGUGAGUCAGCGCCUGGACUCUCACAGGCUCCUCUGUAACAGGCAAGCCUGCCCUCAGCACAUGGGGCAAACCUACUAGGAGCCUCUGACCAAAUUGGCUACCAUCUUGGAACUGCUUGGGACGAUCAUCGGCAACUGGGUAGCAUGCAUGACUUUCAGGCUACAAUUCUUUUUUUUUUAAUAUAUUUUUUAUGAAAUAUAUUAAAUUUUAGAAAGGAAGGGAGAGGGAGAGAUAGAAACAUCAAUGAUGAGAGAGAAUCAUUGAUUGGCUGCCUUCUCGAGGCCCCCUACUGGGAUGGAGCCCACAACUGGGGCAUGUGCCCUUGACUGGAAUUGAACCUGGGACCCUUCAGUUGGAAGGCCGACGCUCUAUCCACUGAGCCAAGCCAGCCAGGGCCAGGCUACAAUUCUUGACAAUCAUCUCUGAUGGAAAGCUUUUCAGUUUCCCUAAGUGAACCCUCAAAGCCAAGCUGGUCAUCUCUGAGACUGUCCAUUCUCAGUGGCUUCUCCAGGGAAUUCUUACAGCCAAGCUGUGGAUAGUCACUCCUGCAUUUGCUUCUUUCCAGAAACCAAACUAGGAGAUGGAAUUGAUUCCUAAAUCCUAAGGUUCUUGCUUUCUCAUUCCUUCUACUUUUGGUGGGAAAUGAGGGAAAGCCAUUUUCUAGAGCUUGGCAGUCCACAGACUAUUCUCAGCUCUUGGGUUUGAAACCUGGAUCUUGACUAAGCCUCUUAGGGGCUGCUUGCUCGUGUGUGCUGUCUCCAAACAUCCAUUCUCCGAGGGUCCAACUAACCCCUCAGAAUGAGCACUAAGGUAGAGAGGAGUGGAGGGGCAAGCCUCUAGUGUACCCAGGUGCUUCCUACAAAGGAACAGUGUGCUCUGAGCCACAGACUGGCAAACCCUGGUGCUUUCCUUCAACUCCCAUGAACUCAAGGGUUUUCCAAGUGCAGCCAACACGGCUGCAUCACACAGACCUCAAGUUUCUGAUAAGACUGCUGGGCGAUGUUGGGCCCAAUCCAUGAAGGCUCUUAGAAGAGGCAGCAGCCAUUUGCCAAAGGCAGUUGUUCCAGGCUCUUCCGUGUUUUUGCUGGCCAAGAAGUAAACUAUUUUGAGCACUACAAUGGAGGAAAUCCGGUCAGCCAACUGCAGAGCUCAGACUUCGCUAAGGGCUGUUUUUCUUCAGCUUUCCCUCGAAGGGUAACAUAUGAUGGGCUCCCAGAUGGCAAGCUCUUGGCUGUCCUACCAUCAGCUCUGCCUUACACCGUUAUCAACUUUCCUCAUAUCAAAAGUAGUGGGCUCACAACGUUUGACCUCGACUGGUUUUUCUAAGUUAUUUUGUACAUUUUUCAGCAGUGAAACCAAACUGGGUCUUCAGCUUUAUCCCCGUUUCUUGCAAGGGAAGAGCCUUUAUACAAUUGGACACAUUUUGGUUUUUCCUCAUUGAGAAUUUUAACUGACUUUUUGUAUUGUUUCUACAAUAAUUUGUAAACAUAUUUAUUUUUACCUUUUUUUUAACUUUUCAGGUCAGUUUUUAUACUGCACAUAUUUGUCAAAAUAAAGAUUCUCUCAUA